UAAAUAUAUUGGGUCACAAAAUUCGCAGCAUUUCGCAAUUUAUUUUAAACCAGUAGGAAAAAUUUUCAAACCCAAUCCGUCGAGAGUGAAGGGUUCAGAACCUAGUAAGGAGUUUUCGCCUAUAUGAAUAAUCGAUACCUUUGUCAAUAAUUAUCACAAUGGAAUUAUCAACCAUAUUUGUCGGCUUUAGUACCAUACUAGCAAUUUAUGUAUAUUAUUAUCCAGCCAAAGCUGCGUAUCUUUUCAAAUUUUUCGUGUUUUUGGCCAUGGGAAGUUGUGGAAGUUUUGUUACAAUUCUCGUCUCCCUAAUUUGUGGACCGGGCCGAUGCACCAAUAUUUUAUACAUCAUCCCCUAUGCUCAAUGGACUUCUCGUAUGUUAGGAGUUCAAUGGGUUAUUCAAGGGGAGGAACAUCUAAUUUCAGUAAAGGACCGAUCUUGCGUCAUUACGCCAAAUCAUCAAACCAUGCUUGACUUUUUGGCAUGUAUGUGCGAACUCUGGCCAAAAUUUGGUCGGUGCGUUACCUUAGCAAAAAGAUCAGUAUUGUGGAUGUUUCCACUUGGACCUGCGGCAUAUCUUGUUGGAACGUACUUUAUCGAUCGUAAUUAUUCCGCAAGAUCGAGUGCAACGAUAGAACAAUUAGCGAAACAAAUGAAGGAAGAAGAAAACAAGGUCAUUGUUUACCCAGAAGGGUCACGGAAUUCAGGACAAGAAUUUCUCCCAUUUAAAAAAGGAGCAUUUCACAUCGCACUAAGAAAUAAGAUCCCCAUUCUCCCAAUUGUAAUUGGACCGUACAGAUUCCUUAGUGAUAACCCUUUUCGAUUUGGGACAGGAAGGGUUCAUGUCACCAUAUUACCUCCAGUUGACACCAGCCAGUAUAAAAAUGUAGACGUGGUAAAACUUUUGGAUCAUGUUAGGCAUCAGAUGAAAGAAGAGUUUGAAAAAUUGCGAAAACUUGAUGAUGAAUAAAGAAAAUAAAGUAAUUGCAUAUUUCGCAAUUUUAAAAAUUUA
This is a messenger RNA of Folsomia candida, 1010 nucleotides long. Its product is annotated as 1-acyl-sn-glycerol-3-phosphate acyltransferase alpha. The transcript is spliced from 4 exons. Lineage: Eukaryota; Metazoa; Arthropoda; Collembola; Entomobryomorpha; Isotomidae. The record is from RefSeq and is a predicted model, not a curated record. Gene Ontology annotation, molecular function: 1-acylglycerol-3-phosphate O-acyltransferase activity. Gene Ontology annotation, cellular component: endoplasmic reticulum. Gene Ontology annotation, biological process: phosphatidic acid biosynthetic process. Bases 159 to 968 code for a protein of 269 amino acids.